Trachymyrmex septentrionalis is the source of this 603-nucleotide messenger RNA. Its product is annotated as succinate dehydrogenase assembly factor 4, mitochondrial-like. NCBI's taxonomy places the organism in Eukaryota, Metazoa, Arthropoda, Insecta, Hymenoptera, Formicidae. The record is from RefSeq and is a predicted model, not a curated record. Bases 144 to 461 code for a protein of 105 amino acids. The transcript is spliced from 3 exons.
GCUUCUUAUGAGGCAAGAUAUUCAAUGCGAUCUAGCCAUAUUGGCGACAGUAUUUUAUUAACAAAAUUAUAAAACUGUCGCGUCAUUGUUUUCAUACGAUUGUGGACAACCACAUGUCAGUUUCUUCGUAAAAUAUUUGCACGAUGAUUCGCUUAAAUUGUAAUAUUUUGACAACUCUACAAGCAAGAAAUUGUAGGCAAUUUGUCACAAGUGCUUUUCUUCUAAAAUCGAAGAUUUUAAAUAAGACUUUAACUGAGGACAUCCAAGAGUCGCCACGAAUGAAGCAGUUCCAUGAGAAACUUAAAUUGCAACCGAUACCAAAAGUAGGACCGCGGGAAAGGUUCGUGGAUUUAGUAUUAGUGGAAACAGACCCAAGAACUGGAGAACUGAUAACAAAUAGCGAGAAAGAUCCUACUAAAUGGGGAGACUGGCAGCACGGUGGCAGAGUCAGUGAUUUUUGAAAUGAAAUAUCAUAUAUAUUUUUUUAAUAUAGUUUCUAUAAAUAUAUUUAAAGAACUCCAAAGAAUUCUUACUUCUUAACUUGCAAUGAUCAAUUUUUGCAUUUGUAACUAUAUACGCGAAAAAUAAAUUAAAUUAUUUUGG